CUUCAUCCUCCUCCAGAUUAAUUUCUUAUCCAACCCAGGAAAAGAAAAUGAAUGCUAUAGACUCAGUCUUUGACCCCCUCAGAGAAUUCUCUAAGGAUAGCGUCUGCCUCGUUAAGCGCUGCCACAAGCCCGACUGCAAAGAGUUUGUUGUGAUGGGGCUCGUUGGGUUCUUUGUGAAGCUGAUCUUCAUCCCCAUCAACAACGUCAUCGUUGGAUCCAAUUAAAUUAGGUCAUUUGGGAUUGCGGGCCCACAAAAAGGAUGAUGUAAAGUAGUCAACACAUAAGGAAGAACAAAGAUUCAUGAUUUUGUGGGUUCAACGUUUUUUUCAGAAAAACACCUUAGCAGCAUUGUCAUGUUCUCAGAGUAGAUAGGAGUAAAUUUUUACGUCUUUAAUCCUAGUUCUUAGUUUGUUCUGAUGGAUGUAAGUUCAGAUUUGUUUGGUAUCCUUACAAUGGAAAGAUGAUUCCCUCUCUUA
Molecule: messenger RNA, 476 nt
Organism: Juglans microcarpa x Juglans regia
Lineage: Eukaryota; Viridiplantae; Streptophyta; Magnoliopsida; Fagales; Juglandaceae
Product: protein transport protein Sec61 subunit gamma-like
Exons: 1
Coding region: 48-224 (58 amino acids)
Biological process (GO): post-translational protein targeting to membrane, translocation
Cellular component (GO): Ssh1 translocon complex
Molecular function (GO): transmembrane protein transporter activity
Source: RefSeq, a predicted model, not a curated record